AUGUCGACGUUCGAGCAGGUUGUCGUCAUCGAUGGCAAGGGCCAUCUCCUUGGCCGACUCGCCUCCAUUGUCGCCAAGCAGCUCCUUAGCGGCCAGAAGAUUGUCGUCGUCCGCUGCGAGGCUCUCAACAUCUCUGGCGAGUUCUUCCGCGCGAAGCUCAAGUACCACGCCCACCUCCGAAAGAUCACCCGAUACAACCCCACCCGCGGAGGUCCUUUCCACUUCCGUGCUCCUUCCCGAAUCUUCUACAAGGCCGUCCGUGGCAUGAUCCCCCACAAGACUGCCCGUGGUGCCGCCGCUCUCGAGCGCCUCAAGGUCUUUGAGGGUGUCCCCCCUCCCUACGACAAGAAGAAGAAGAUGGUCGUUCCCCAGGCUCUCCGUGUUCUCCGACUCCAGCCCGGCCGCAAGUACUGCACCGUUGGCCGUCUGAGCCACGAGGUUGGCUGGAAGUACCAGGACAUUGUUGGCCGAUUGGAGGACCGAAGAAAGGCCAAGGCCGCGGCCUACUACGAGCGCAAGAAGAUUGCUGCCCGACAACUCUCGGACGCCAAGAAGACCGCCGCCGUCAAGGACGAGACCACCAAGGCCCUCGCUGCCUUUGGCUACUAA
Molecule: messenger RNA, 609 nt
Organism: Fusarium falciforme
Lineage: Eukaryota; Fungi; Ascomycota; Sordariomycetes; Hypocreales; Nectriaceae
Exons: 5
Coding region: 1-609 (202 amino acids)
Biological process (GO): negative regulation of translation; translation
Cellular component (GO): cytosolic large ribosomal subunit; ribosome
Molecular function (GO): mRNA binding; structural constituent of ribosome
Source: RefSeq, a predicted model, not a curated record